CGGCAGCGUAGCCGGUGAUUGGCGGACGGUGGCGGAAGGAGCUGGCCGCUGGGGGGGGGGGGGGAAAGAUGGCGGCGGUGCUGGAAGUGGAGGUUGGAGGUCCCGUCGACCGCGAUGUGGAGGAGGUUGAUCUGUCACACUUGUCCCCAGAGGAGAGAUGGAGGGUGGAGCAUGCACGGAUGCACGCCAAGCACCGCGGUCACGAGGCUAUGCACGCCGAAAUGGUCCUCAUCCUUAUCGCCACGCUCGUGGUGGCACAGCUCCUGUUGGUUCAGUGGAAACAGAGGCACCCUCGCUCCUACAACAUGGUGACCCUCUUCCAGAUGUGGGUAGUGCCUCUGUAUUUCACGAUCAAGCUGUACUGGUGGCGGUUCCUGGUCAUCUGGGUGCUCUUCUCAGCAGUCACAGCUUUUGUCACCUUCAGGGCAACUCGAAAACCUCUGGUACAGACAACGCCCAGGCUGGUUUAUAAAUGGUUUCUACUAAUAUACAAGAUCAGCUAUGCCACUGGAAUCGUAGGGUACAUGGCUGUGAUGUUUACACUUUUUGGUCUUAACUUAUUAUUCAGAAUCAAACCAGAAGACGCGAUGGACUUCGGCAUCUCCCUCCUCUUCUACGGUCUUUACUACGGGGUGCUGGAGCGGGACUUUGCCGAGAUGUGUGCGGAUUACAUGGCCUCCACGAUCGGGCCCCAAAAGCCGAGGCUAGGUGGCGCGGGACGCUCGCCCUCCCGCUGUCACCUCUCUCCCUCUGCUCUGCCCUCGCUCAGUUCUACAGCGCCUCGGGGAUGCCCACCAAGCACCUCUCCGACAGUGUCUGCGCCGUCUGCGGCCAGCAGAUCUUCGUGGACGUCAACGAGGAGGGGAUCAUCGAGAACACCUACCGCCUCUCCUGCAACCACGUGUUUCACGAGUUUUGCAUCCGCGGCUGGUGCAUCGUCGGGAAGAAGCAGACGUGUCCGUACUGCAAAGAGAAGGUGGAUCUCAAGAGGAUGUUCAGUAACCCCUGGGAGAGGCCUCACGUCAUGUACGGGCAGCUGCUGGACUGGCUGCGUUACCUGGUGGCCUGGCAGCCGGUGAUCAUCGGACUGGUCCAGGGCAUCAACUACAUCCUGGGGCUGGAGUAAGGGCGGGGAGCCACGGAGCCACGAGAGGACGCGUGCCCAGGGCAGGGGACAGCAGCCAGCUGGGGACGUUGGCUUUUCUCCGUCACCUCUCAGGACCUUGGCCGCCCCUGAGGACUGUGGCGCCGGGGGGGGGGGGGCUGAGGGAGGACUCUGCCCGGGGGCCCCCUCCCAUUAGGGCUGGGGGAAGUAUUUUUUUUUUUUUUUUUUUUUUUUAAAAAAGGCGAUUCUUUUAAUGAGCGUAUUUAAAACUUUCUAUCGCAGAUGAAAAGAGAUGCUUCUCCCCUUUCCCUCCCCGGCCCCCCAGUGUGUGGCUGGGGGGGGCUGUUCUCCAUCUCCCUCCGCUGCCGAAAGGGGGGGAAAAACGAUGGGGAGCGGGCUGAGGCAUCGCCGGCUCCCCAGAGCAGCGAGGAUGGGACACGGGGAAGCAGCCUCGGGGUUGGGCUGCGGAGGAGACGCUGCCUGGGGCGGGGGGGGGGGGGGAAUGGGGGGCUGGAGCCCAGCGCCCCAAAGGAGGGGACACAGGGCCCUUAGUGCCGCGGGCCGGACUCUUGGCUGCCGCGUCCCUUCCCCGCUGCCGUGGGGGUGCGGGGAGGAACCAAGCCGCUCUCCUGCAGCCCCUUUUGGACGCUCCCCUCUUUUCCGUGUUCCUCCCCGGGGGGGGGGCGGGGGGGGGGGGGUCGGGGAUGGGGUCGGGAUGGCAAGAGCAGGUUGCCCCGGGGCUCGGGGGAUCGCUCUUUUUGGCACUAAUAAAAGGGAUGGAGCGAAGGGCAGGGCUGGGCUGGUGCCAGCGUUUCCCUGCCCCGGUGUCGCUCCGCUCCCUUUGCGGUUCCAGUUCCCGGAGCCUUGAGCCUCCGUCCCUUUCGCUCGAAGGACCUUGAGCUCUUUUUUUUUUUUUUUUUUUUUGGCAGCGGGUGGGUGCAGCCCGUGACAGCAGCGUGCGGGGGCGAGGUCCCCGACCCCGGGGACGUUUUGGAGGCGGCAGGGAGGUGGCUCGAGCCGUGGCCCCCCGAGGGUGCCGGGGUCUGGCUGGGGUGGGUGGGGGGGACACACGCGACAAGGGGACACGAGGCCGAGUGUGUGUGUGUGUGUGUGUGUGUGUCCCUCCUUCCCCUGCUCGUGGUGCGAGGGGGGGUUUGGGGAGCAGCGGCAGCUCGGCUGCGUCUCCCCGGGGGAGACCCCGUCGUGGCUGCGCCGCGCGCCCCGCCGAGUCCUUUCGGUUUUCUUUUGGGUGAAACCACGUCACGAUGUUGUGCCAAACAGAAAUAAGAGUCCUGGAAACAGA
Molecule: messenger RNA, 2408 nt
Organism: Tyto alba (common barn owl)
Lineage: Eukaryota; Metazoa; Chordata; Aves; Strigiformes; Tytonidae
Gene: RNF121
Product: ring finger protein 121
Exons: 9
Coding region: 69-1079 (336 amino acids)
Cellular component (GO): endoplasmic reticulum membrane; Golgi membrane
Molecular function (GO): metal ion binding; ubiquitin protein ligase activity
Source: RefSeq, a predicted model, not a curated record